Messenger RNA from Aplosporella prunicola CBS 121167, 1059 nucleotides. RefSeq lists its product as uncharacterized. Gene Ontology annotation, molecular function: ATP hydrolysis activity; DNA binding; DNA clamp loader activity. Lineage: Eukaryota; Fungi; Ascomycota; Dothideomycetes; Botryosphaeriales; Aplosporellaceae. The coding region runs from base 1 to 1059 and encodes 352 amino acids. The transcript has 5 exons. Gene Ontology annotation, biological process: DNA repair; DNA-templated DNA replication. Gene Ontology annotation, cellular component: DNA replication factor C complex; Elg1 RFC-like complex; nucleus. The record is from RefSeq and is a predicted model, not a curated record.
AUGGCAUUGCUCGUAGACAAGCACCGGCCUCGCUCUCUUGAUGCUCUGAGCUACCAUGAGGACCUCUCAGCACGCCUGCGCUCUCUCGCACAAAGCGGUGACUUCCCGCAUCUCCUAGUAUACGGGCCCUCCGGAGCAGGCAAGAAAACCCGCAUCGUCGCGACGCUGAAAGAGCUGUACGGACCUGGUGUGGAGAAAAUCAAGAUCGACUCGCGCGUCUUCCAAACGACAUCGAACCGCAAGCUCGAAUUCAACAUCGUGGCCUCGAACUACCACCUGGAAAUCACACCGAGCGAUGUUGGCAACUAUGACCGGGUAGUGGUGCAAGACCUGCUGAAAGAGGUAGCGCAGACACAACAGGUUGACGUCGGCGCCAAGCAGCGCUUCAAGGUCGUCGUCAUCAAUGAGGCGGACCACUUGACGCGCGAUGCCCAGGCGGCACUGCGCAGGACAAUGGAGAAAUACAGCCCGAAUCUGAGGCUGAUCUUGUUGGCGGAGAGCACGAGUAACAUCAUCGCUCCGAUUCGGAGUCGUACGUUGCUGGUGCGCGUUGCAGCGCCGACGGAAGAGGACAUUUGCAAGGCAUUGAGGAGUGUAUGCAAAAAGGAGGGAUGGAAGGAGAUUGAGGGCUUGAACAAGAAGAUCGCUAGGGAUAGCAGGAGGAACUUGAGGAGGGCAUUGUUGAUGUUCGAGGCGGUACAUGCACAAAACGAGAACGUCACCGAGAACACCCCUAUACCACCUCCCGACUGGGAGGCGCUGAUUGCGCAGAUCGCAAAGGAGAUCGUGGAGGAGAGAUCACCCGCACGCAUCAUGCAGGUGCGCGCAAAGCUCUACGAUCUGCUCACGCACUGUAUUCCGCCUACGACUAUCCUCAAGACCCUCACGUUCAAGCUGAUACCGCUAUCUGAUGAUGAACUGAAGGCAGACGUUAUCAAGUGGAGCGCCUUCUAUGAGCACAGGAUAAAGAUGGGAAGCAAGGUGAUUUUCCACCUUGAAGCCUUUGUAGCGAAGUACAUGCGCCUCUACGAAAGCCAUCUCAUGGGCAUCGAUUUCUAA